Coniosporium apollinis CBS 100218 is the source of this 1254-nucleotide messenger RNA. RefSeq lists its product as uncharacterized. The record is from RefSeq and is a predicted model, not a curated record. Gene Ontology annotation, cellular component: extracellular region. Lineage: Eukaryota; Fungi; Ascomycota; Dothideomycetes. Bases 1 to 1254 code for a protein of 417 amino acids. Gene Ontology annotation, biological process: RNA catabolic process. Gene Ontology annotation, molecular function: RNA binding; ribonuclease T2 activity. The transcript has 2 exons.
AUGGCGACCUCUAUGCCUUCCUUAAGAAAUGUCGCGAAGCUCGCCCUGGGCGGCGCGCAAGUGCUGCUUGGUUCAGGCUCGAGAGUGCUUGGAGGUCCCUCCAUGAGCUGCUCGAACCCCCAGCUGAGCUGUCACAACACUACUGCUGUAACCGACUUCUGCUGUUUCAACUCCCCAGGUGGACAGAUGCUGCAGACCCAGUUCUGGGACGCGCAUCCUACAACUGGGCCGGUGGACUCCUGGACCAUACAUGGCUUAUGGCCAGACCACUGCGACGGUAGCUUUGAUGAAUACUGCGAUUCUUCGCGUUCUUACCACAACAUCACCUCCAUUCUGCAACACUUCGGAAAGACCGAGCUUCUCUCCUACAUGUCUGCCUAUUGGAAGGACUAUCAGGGUGACGAUGAGAAAUUCUGGAAGCACGAAUGGAACAAGCACGGCACCUGCGUCAGCACCAUGGAACCUGAAUGCUACAACGACCACGUCCCCACAGAGGAAGUUGCGGACUAUUUCCAGAAAGCCGUCGACCUGUUCAAAACACUGCCAUCUUACCAGUGGCUUGCUGAAGCAGGCAUCGUGCCAUCAACCACCGCAACCUAUUCUGCCGAAGCGAUCCAAGCCGCACUGAGCGCCAAGCACGGUCAUCCAGUCACCAUCAAGUGCAAAUUCAACGCGCUCAAGGAGAUCUGGUACCACUACGACGUGCGUGGAAGCGUUCAGACUGGAGAUUUUGUCGCCACUGUACCGGAUGGCCCAAAAUCGGAUUGUCCGUCUCAAGGCGUGAGAUACCUUCCCAAGAACCCGUCUCAUACCCCGACCGGAGGUGCGACUUCAACAGCAGCAACCAGAACCACUAGCACGGCACCGACGGCCACGGGUCAGCCAUUCCAGGGAAGGGGCUACCUGAACGUCAUUGUCCAGGAUGAUGCCAACACCAAGAACGGCUGCAUCAUCAGCAAAGGGACGUGGUACACCAUGGGCACGUGCGCAACCUUCACGGCCACGGCGUCGGCGGACGGGCAGGGUUUCACGCUGAAGUCGUCGAAGGGGCUGUGUGCGGUUGGCGCUGAGGGCGCGUUCGAGUGCGCUUCGACGGUAAGCACAGCCACGGUCUUCAGUGCUACAGGGCCGCAUUUGAACGGAGCUGGGAGACCGAACUGGUUUGCGAAAGCUGUGCCGAGUAAGACGGCGCAAGCUACGGUAUAUACGUGGCCCGGUGAUGUAACGAUUAGGAUUGAGUGGCAGGGCAUCUAG